AUGUCUGAAGACGGUUUAAAACCAGUUUAUGAUGAUCAAGUGGAUGAAGAGGCUUACAAGCGUGGUCCUCAAUAUAAGUGGACCAAAGCCAGGAAGUCAGAUUACAAAGAUGGUGAUGACUCCAAUGGAGAGGCUCCACCAGAGAAGAAAGUGAAAUAUGAGGAUAAACCGCUUAACGAUGAGAAUGGUAAACCGGUAGAGAAGGAACGCAGACUGCCCAAACGUAAAGUAGCAGUUAUGAUCGGUUACUGCGGAACUGGAUAUCAUGGUAUGCAGCACAAUCCACCAAAUUUGACAAUUGAAUCCGAGUUGUUUACAGCAUUUGUCGAGGCAGGCGCUAUUUCAAAGGCAAAUUCCACUGAUUUAAAGAAAAAUGGAUUUAUGAGAGCCGCUAGAACCGACAAAGGUGUACAUGCUGGUGGUAACUUAAUAUCCUUAAAAUUAAUCAUUGAAGACCCUCAAAUCAAAGAAAAAAUCAAUGAGAAAUUGCCAGAAGGUAUCCGUGUCUGGGAUAUUAAGCGCGUUAAUAAGGCAUUCGACUGUAGAAAGAUGUGCAGUUCUCGUUGGUACGAAUAUCUACUGCCUACUUACUCCUUGAUCGGCCCCAAACCGGGCUCGACACUAUAUGACACCAUUGAACAAGGUAAGCAAGAAUUACCAGGUGUAUUAGAUGAGGAUGAUGAAUCCAAACAAUUUUGGUCAGAAGUAGACAAAGACGCUCGUGAACAAUUCAGUGAAGAUGAGUUACAAACUAUUAAAUCUUACGUGCCACCACCAAAGGAUCAAUUUGACGGAACUGACCCAACGUAUCACAAGGUGAAAAGAUACAAACAGAUGGAAAACCUACAUCGUAGACAAUACCGUAUAUCGCAGGAAAAACUGAAAAAAUUCAGAUCUACCAUGGAACAGUAUUUGGGAGCCCAUAAUUUCCACAACUUUACUCUGGGUAAAGAUUUCAAAGAAUCAAGUGCCGUCAGAUACAUGAAAGAAAUUAAAGUGUCAGAACCAUUUGUCAUCGGUGAUGCUAAAACUGAAUGGGUGUCCAUUAAGAUUCAUGGUCAGUCAUUCAUGCUACAUCAAAUUAGAAAAAUGAUUUCAAUGGCCACUUUGAUGACUAGAUGCGGUUGUCCAACAGACAGAAUUUCAGAGGCAUAUGGACCACAGAAACUGAACAUUCCCAAGGCCCCUGCACUGGGAUUGUUAUUAGAAUCCCCCGUAUUCGACGGAUACAACACCAGAUUGGAAAAAUUUGGUUAUGAACGUAUAGACUUUGCUAAUUACCAAAAUGAAAUGGAUAGCUUUAAGAUGAAGAACAUCUACGAUAAAAUCUACAAAGAGGAAGUGGAUGAAAAUGUCUUCAACGCUUUUUUCAGCUACAUCGAUAAUUUUGAUAGAGUUACAGGCGCUAAAGGUGAAGAAACUGUAGAUAAAACUGGAACAUCAGUACAGAAGAGCAUCUUUGAAUUUUUAUCUGCAAAAGGUAUACCAUCCUCUGCUGCUACUAAUACUGACACUUCGAAGAAAGAUACGAGUGAGGCACCAAAGGAGAUCCCUGUUGCAACCACAGGUACAGAGGAUGAGUCCCAGGUGACACCACAGGAGGCAGAAAACUAA
Zygosaccharomyces rouxii is the source of this 1614-nucleotide messenger RNA. RefSeq names its product pseudouridine synthase PUS1 (gene PUS1). The record is from RefSeq and is a predicted model, not a curated record. Lineage: Eukaryota; Fungi; Ascomycota; Saccharomycetes; Saccharomycetales; Saccharomycetaceae. The transcript is spliced from 2 exons. Gene Ontology annotation, molecular function: RNA binding; pseudouridine synthase activity. The coding region runs from base 1 to 1614 and encodes 537 amino acids. Gene Ontology annotation, biological process: mRNA pseudouridine synthesis; tRNA pseudouridine synthesis. Gene Ontology annotation, cellular component: nucleus.